AAAAAAUCCGUCCAUUUCUUACGGCCGUUUUACUAAAUUUACGACCGUCCGAAACGCCUUAGUCCACGUGCCUCCAACCGAGCGUCAGUUUCGCGAGGGAUUCUCAUGUAGAUUCAUCUGAAGUUAUUUCCCCCCUCAUAUUUCUGUGGAUUACACAAAAGGCGGCACGGGCACUCAUUGUAGUAUUCUUCUAUUCGCACCAGAGAGUUUGAGAGCGUGGAGAUGAAUAAGCUGCGUCAGAGCCUGCGCAGGAAGAAGCCCACCUACGUGCCAGAGGCCAGUCGACCACACCAGUGGCAGGCGGAUGAAGAGGCUGUGCGAAAGGGCAAAUGCAACUUUCCUGUCCGGUAUCUCGGGCUGGUGGAGGUGGAUGAAUCCAGAGGGAUGCAUGUGUGUGAAGAGGCAGUAAAAAAGCUGAAAGUGAGUGGGAAAAAGACAGUGAAGGCUGUGCUCUGGGUGUCUGCUGAUGGCCUGAGAGUAGUGGACGACAAAACCAAGGACCUGAUUGUGGAUCAGACGAUUGAAAAGGUGUCAUUCUGUGCCCCGGACCGUAACUACGACAAGGCUUUCUCUUACAUCUGCCGUGACGGAACAACCCGCCGCUGGAUGUGCCACUGCUUCAUGGCCCUGAAGGACUCGGGCGAGCGUCUCAGUCAUGCAGUGGGAUGUGCGUUCGCCGCCUGCCUGGAGCGGAAGCAGCGCAGAGAAAAGGAGUGUGGCGUCACAGCCUCUUUCGAUGCCAGCAGAACAUCAUUUGUGAGGGAAGGUUCAUUUCGCGUGUCCUCCGCCGCACAACAGAGUGACCGCGAGGACAUCAUGAAGCAGAUUCAAGACAAGAAGAAAGAAAUGUGUGGGAUUUCUGCAUUGCCGCCUGGAAAUGCAUCUCCUCCAGAAGGGGCGGGGUCACCGGGUGAGAGGGCGGAGCCAGGUGGCCCUCACGCCAUUCCACGCAGACACGCCCCCAUCGAGCAGCUGGUGCGACAGGGAUCCUUCAGAGGCUUUCCUCAACUCAGCCAGAAGAACUCGCCGUUCAAACGACAGCUUUCUCUGCGUCUCAAUGAUCUCCCGUCAACCCUGCAGCGCAAGACCGACUUCCAGACCAAGAACCCAGUUCCAGAGAUGGAUCUGACAGUGGCUGGAGAGGCGGACAGCAUUAACGCUCUGUGCAGCCAAAUCAAUAGCUCUUUCACCAAACCAUCUGAAGACCUGUGUGCCAAAACCACCAACAACUGCUUACCCAUCAGCUGCGCUCCACCUGCCAUCCCUCCUCCACCUGCCCCUCCUCAAGCUACAAAUUUAUGGGUCCAAAUAGAGCCCCCGGUCCAGUCUUCUCCACCCAUUCCUCAGGGUGGCCACAAACGAACCCCGUCCGAAGCAGAACGAUGGCUGGAGGAAGUUGCUAAAGCGGUGAAAUCCCAACAGCAGACUCCACCUACUUUACCACCACCACCCUCUCAGCAGCCUCCACCGGUGCCCACCAUGCCCAUCGCACCCGGUUCCCUCCCAACAUCCAUGCAGCCAUUUCCGAUGGCUUUUGACGUCACUCCUGCUCCCGUUAGUAUGUUCACCCAACAGCCGCUCCAACCGGCGUUUGUACCUAUGCAGCCGUACAUGCCCACUCUAGCCAACAGCAUGACCUAUCCCAAUGCAAGUGUACCCGUGGUGGGCAUCACACCCUCACAGAUGGUGGCGAAUGUAUUUUGCAGUGCAGCCGGUACAGGAGGUGGAGUGGCAAUUGGGGUCGGGAUGGGGCCUAAGACGGGUACGCUUGGCGGGAGCCAACAUUCAGCAUUUCCCACCCUUCCUGGAGGUCUUCCAACCACCACGUUCGCUUCUCCUCCAACAAUCAAUGGCCACCCACAAAACUCCUUUCCAUCAACAACCACCAGUGUUACGCAAAACGGUACUGCCGUUAAAGGAGGUUCUGGUUGGCCGAUGGAGAAUCCGAAUCCCACAGUCAACUCCCAGGAAGCCGAGCAUUUCGAUGUAAAGUGGGCCGCCCUGGAGUCCAAAUCACAAAACAAGGCGCAAAACCCGUUUUCCAAUGACUUGCAGAAGACUUUUGAGAUUGAACUAUAAUUGUAAGGAGACUCUGAAAAGAAGGGACUAUUUCAUACCCCAUUUCCCCCUUUUUUGUCCCUUCAUAGAUUUUCUUAUAUGCUCCUGGUCUGUUUGAGGGCAUUAGUUGAUGUAAGAGAUCACACAAGAGUGUCAUUUUUAGAUGUGGAGAAUGGGAACAAACGUCAUAACAUGUUCAGCACUUACAGGACAGCUUAAAAGAGAAACCUGCACAUGACUUUCACCAGUAAUGACACUUGCUUGGAAAGAAAUUAAUGAUUUUUUAAAAGUAAUAUCGAAAUUAAGAGACGUUCGGAAUCUAUUUAUUGUUUUUACUUGAUUUAUAGUGCUUAUUUCUUAAUUGGAUUUUGAAUUAUUCUUGGUUUUUCCGUAUUUAUUUGUCUUGAACAGGGUGACAAGAUUACAGGUGGAAUGAUUGGCUACUUGAAAAUGGACUCACCAAAAUGCUUGAUUUAAAAAUC
Molecule: messenger RNA, 2540 nt
Organism: Danio rerio (zebrafish)
Lineage: Eukaryota; Metazoa; Chordata; Actinopteri; Cypriniformes; Danionidae
Gene: numbl
Product: NUMB like endocytic adaptor protein
Biological process (GO): positive regulation of neurogenesis; nervous system development
Cellular component (GO): cytoplasm
Source: RefSeq, marked validated